Messenger RNA from Mollisia scopiformis, 1475 nucleotides. RefSeq lists its product as uncharacterized. Bases 389 to 1207 code for a protein of 272 amino acids. Gene Ontology annotation, molecular function: protein binding. The record is from RefSeq and is a predicted model, not a curated record. The transcript has a single exon. Lineage: Eukaryota; Fungi; Ascomycota; Leotiomycetes; Helotiales; Mollisiaceae.
GUGCUUGUGCUUGUGCUUGUGCUGCUUGCGCCUGCAAGCUUGAGGUGCCAUUCUUAAGCUUGCUGGCUUGCUUGCGAGAGAGGCAAAAGGCAGCCUCGUCUUCGUCAUCUUUCCUCCCACCUCCUCCUACCUUACUCUACCCCCCUUGAAACCUCGCAACGCGGCUGUCUUCUUCUCGUCUUUAACUUCUCACAAAUCCAGCCCAGCGAUAUCCCUGUGAAUCUCCACCAAGGUUAUGUCACGUUCUGCAUUACUUUAAGAACUAGAAGCUCUCUCGGACUUCAAGACUUCUGACUAUCUGAAACUCAACAAACUUCACCACUGCCCUCGCAACUUUCAAAAUCCUCGACUGCCUUCCCGUCAAAAUGUUUGUACAAGCUCUCCCAUUAUGCGGAAGCUGAAGUGGCUAACCUUUCUGAAAAGGCGCAUUACCCUCAAUAUCACCGCACCCACUGACGCAGACUCCGAUCUGCUCUCUCUCGUGAUUCCACCGGAUACCACCGUCAGCACGCUGAAGCAGUCCGUCCAAGCCGAAUCUCGGAUUCCCGCCACCUCUCAACACCUCUAUCAUAACGGUCAGCUGCUCAACGAUGACGCGAAGACUAUGGAACAACUCCAAAUCGGAGAUGGCGAGAUGCUAGCGCUGCAUGUUCGAGACAUGGUAGGAAGCACAGGAGUGGCGGCAGGUCAACAUCGAGCACAACCUGCACGCCAGCAGCCACGAAGCGGCCAAGAGAACGACCCGGAGACCAUUAGGUUACAGCUGCUGGGAAACCCACAGUGGAGACAGCAGGUUAUGGGCACACGACCCGAGCUCGGUGCUGCGGUCGAGAACCCGGAGAGGUUUGCACAGAUCUAUAGGCAAAUGCAGGAGCAAGAGCGGGAAGAACAUGCAAGACGACAACAAGCAAUCUCAGACCUAAAUUCGGAUCCAUUUGACGCUGAUGCCCAAAGAAGAAUUGAGGAGAUGAUCAGGGAGGAGAGAGUCCAAGAAAACUUGCAAAAUGCUAUUGAGCAUAAUCCCGAAGGUGGGCAGUCACACAUUGGCAUGUUUGAUGGUCAUACUAACACCCUGCAGUCUUUGGCAGAGUUCACAUGCUGUAUAUUGACGUCGAAGUCAAUGGUCACAAGGUUAAAGCAUUCGUUGACUCAGGUGCCCAAGCCACGAUCAUGUCUCCUUCUUGUGCUGAAGCUUGCGGUAUUAUGAGACUUGUGGACAAGCGUUUUGCAGGUAUUGCACGAGGUGUAGGCACAGCUGCUAUUCUGGGACGAGUACACUCUGCACAAAUCAAGAUCGGAACUUUAUUCCUUCCUUGCAGUUUUACUGUCAUGGAGGGCAAAGAUGUCGAUUUAUUAUUGGGCCUGGAUAUGCUGAAGCGUCACCAAGCUUGCAUUGAUUUAUCGAAGGACAAGCUCAUCAUCCAAGACGUCGAAGUAUCCUUCUUAGGAGAAGCGGAUAUUCCAAAGGGUAUGGA